Messenger RNA from Dreissena polymorpha, 3231 nucleotides. Its product is annotated as organic solute transporter subunit alpha-like. Gene Ontology annotation, biological process: transport. Gene Ontology annotation, molecular function: transporter activity. The record is from RefSeq and is a predicted model, not a curated record. The coding region runs from base 290 to 1273 and encodes 327 amino acids. The transcript has 7 exons. NCBI's taxonomy places the organism in Eukaryota, Metazoa, Mollusca, Bivalvia, Myida, Dreissenidae.
UAGAUCGGACGGCCUUGCUCCACAGUUUAACGAUUGUAAGAGAAAUGAGUCACACACAUUUGGUAUUGAACAGGAAGUUGUGAGAAAAACUAAUAAAUGCACUUUAUUUUCCGUAUUUUUAUGUUAAACAUAAAAUAUGACAUAAACUGUACAUGUAUCGGCAAACCAAACUAAAAGGAUGUUGAUAAUUCUGUAGAUACUUGUUACAGCCAGUGCGCAUAAUUGUUUUUGGAAUACCGUGAUAAAAUAAAAAAGUACACGAUUUUGAAAACUUUAAAAAUAUUUGUAUAUGUCUUUAAUGGCGAAUUGUUCCAACGACUACCCUUCAACAGAUGUGUACUAUGCAGAUGUGCCUUCUGACCUUGUACUUGUUAUUGGUCUCUGCAUUGGAAGUGUGCUCAUGGUGGUGUGCAUUGCGAUAUUCGUCGAGGAAAUCGUGUUUAUACGUAGACACUACUGUGACAACGUCUCGACUGGACGGAAGAUGUUGGUUAUUCUUGGGCUAUUUCCAGUUAUAUGCACGACCCGAAUGGUAUCACUGUUUGUUCCAACUAGCAACGUGCUUCAGAAUCUUCUUUCUUCGUGCUACGUCGCAGUGUGUAUCUACACGUUCGUUUCGAUGACCAUCAGUUUUUAUGGCGGAAGUGAGAAGAUGAUAAGCAUUCUGUCAAAAGACAAGAUCAGUAUAAGCACCAUGCCAUGCUGCUGCUGCCUUUGUUGUGUAUUGAAACCAAUAACAAUGACAAUGACAUCCCUCCGCACGUUCGAGCUCCUUGCGAUGCAAGUGAUGUUCAUCCGACCAUUGCUACUCUGGAUUGCAGCUGAACUAUGGACGGACGGACAGUACGAAUCAACCCUUGAUUUUAAGAAAUCCUACAUAUACAUCACAAUCCUGUCGGCUAUCAGCACGAUGACGUCCGUGUAUGGCAUGAUCGUUAUCUUCAGGGCCUCGCGGUUACAAUUGUCUCACUUUUCCCUUGGCUUCAAGUUCGUACCUUUGCAAUCGGCCAUCAUUUUGGACGUCUUCCAGAGCUUGGUGUUCAACUUUCUUGCGGAUCACGAUAUUCCCGGGUGCCUUAAUUCGUUUGGCCCGAGACUAAGGGCAAGCAAUUUCAACAAUUUACUGCUGGUGUUGGAAAGUUUUAUACUGUGCUUGAUAGCUCGUAAAGGCUACCGAAUUGUGCCAUCAAAAUACGUCAUGGAUACAGAAACAACAGAAAGCGAUUCGAAGAAGUACCAUGACAACAACACUGCUAAUUCUGUCGAGUUUUAACAAUGAACACGCAUUUUGUGAACGUUUUUGUUGGGUUGUGUACUUUUUAAACAUGAAGAGACACUUGUGUGUGUGUGUGUGUGUUUCCUUUGUCAAAUCAAAACUUGGGGUUUUUAGACAAGAUCUUGAGAACUUGUUUUCAGUGCCAGUGGGGAUAAACUUAGGAUAUUAUGCAACCUAGACGGAAACCAUAUUCAACAAGCAAGCACAACCAUUUUUAUAAUUAAUCAAUUUAAUAAUAAUGAAUUAUAUUCAGUAAAUGUCACUUAACCUAAUUACAGUAACUCUGUGUUGUAUUUUAACCUUCCAACACAAAUCGGGCUUGAUAUGUAUAAGACUAUCUAAUAAAAACGUUUAUGCCAUAUGAUCUAUGAGAAAUGCCAUAAUAACCACUAAUGAAAUAAAUUCAGUUUAGUAGUGGAUCAAAAUAAGAACUGCCAAAUAGCAAUUCGGUUCUGGGGUCGUAUUCCAGAAACAUCUUAAGUCAUUUCUUAAAUAUUUUCACUUAAGUUCAAAAUUACAAUGUUUUGUAUUCCUUAACUAAAUAAAGACAUGCAUGUUUUUUUGGUAUUCCUCAAAUAACAUUGACAUAAUGAUCUUAUUUUGAUGUAAUUUUCGAUGCCUAACUAUUGCAGUAUGAAAUGAAACACUUAAGAAAAUUCUCAAUUUAAGAAUACAAAUAAAAUUUAACUUACUAUGCUUCUGGAAUACCACCCCUGGAAUAACAUUAAAUACGGGUAAAAUCUAUUAUUACUGAUGAGUUAAAAUGUUUUUGGCAAAUUUGCGAAUUUGCCUUUGGCCGUAUACAUUUUGGUUAAAAUUACCGCAAAGACACAUGUCUGUAUUGAUUAGUCCACAGGGAUAGCAAGGUGGGAUUCAAAAGUAGCAGGGUGUAGAACCAUGCUAAUUUUCUCUUCCGCUCGUUUAAUUGAAUUGUACCGGUAUUUGUUAUACAACAAAACAGAAUUGUAUUAAACUGUAUAACUAAAGAUUUUUAUGUCACGUGAUAUAUGUUUAUGUGCACUUCCCGAAAAGUGUAUUCCAUGCUUAUUAUUUCUUGUCGCAUGCUAGUUCAGAUUGAAUUUACAAUAUUUCGUGUCAAGAUCCCUAUCGUGUAAAGCUUUGCAAAACAUGCUUCAAAAACUUCCUGUUCUUUGUUUAUUAAAUCAAGAUAAAGAUACAAAACUUCCCUGUAAUUGUUAAAAGUAAUAGACUAUUUUUUUACUUAGGUAGGCCUCAUAAUGAUUUUCACACGUAUGUUGAUUUUUCAUCAAAGUCUUUUAACCACUAUCUAUUUUCUUCUGCCUGAUUUUAUAGUUGUCACCUUUCAAAUUUAGACCCAUUAAACGUACGUAAAAUAUUAAAUGAGCUUCUUCCUUUGCCAACCGUUACUAUUGAUUCAUCAUUAAAAAAACAAUUAUAUUGUCCUGACAAUUCGUAAUUGAAUGUAUAUUGAGUUAGAAUAACUAUAUAUGACUUUGUCAUUCGUUCCAAUUCAAUUCAAACAUGUAGAUAUUAUAAAUUGAAUUGUGUACAAAAUAUAAUGCAUAAGUAUGUUUUUUUUAAAUUAAAAUGUUUCAACCAUGAACGUAUAUGAAUAUUCGAAAACCUUGAGUGUUCGUAUAAUCAGGGGAUGCAAAUGGUUAAUAAAUACAGCCAAUAUAUUCUUUAUAUGUAUACAGAGUCUUAUUUCUUGUGAGACUUUAAUAAUACAUAAAGGAAAGUAAAGAAUAUGAACGAAAAUGUGAGCAGUACUAUGCAUACAAUUGAUAACACGCAAGAAGCUCAAAUUACAAAAAAAAAAUGAAAUCAAUGUGGUACAGUAAAUACAACUUAUACAUGUUCAUGCCAGUAUAUAUUAUCUAUCGCAUUUUCUUAACUGUUCGAAGUAAAAUGAUGUUUUUUAAAGGCCCUUGCACAAACGAAAUUUUGUGUUUGAGUUAUACUCGGGAAUGUAU